CUUCGUCCGUCAUUUUAGCGCUUUAUUUCUGUAUUUCUAAUUUGUUUAUUUUCUCAGACCUCCGACGACAAUGCUGGCCGCUCGCUCCCCUCUCGCCAAGAAGAAUGAAAACGUCCUCAGCGCCCAGAUCAGCGGCUUGUCCCUCAAAGUGAACAAAGAGAACACGCCUCCCAGUCUGAACGCCUCCCGGAUUCUGGCGUCGAAAACGGCGCGGAAAAUCUUCGACGACCCGACGCCCAAAUCACCGAAGAAAGACAACACAGAGGAGGAGCCACUCCUUAAGGAGAACACCAGGCGCUUCGUUAUCUUUCCUAUCCAGUAUCAUGACAUCUGGCAGAUGUACAAAAAGGCCGAGGCCUCUUUCUGGACUGCUGAGGAGGUUGACCUGUCAAAGGACUUGCUGCACUGGGAGUCACUGAAGGAUGAGGAGAGGUUCUUUAUCUCUCAUGUGUUGGCCUUCUUUGCUGCCAGUGAUGGCAUUGUCAAUGAAAACCUGGUGGAGCGCUUCACACAGGAAGUGCAGGUGACAGAGGCCCGGUGCUUUUAUGGCUUCCAGAUUGCCAUGGAGAACAUCCACUCUGAGAUGUACAGCCUGCUCAUCGACACCUACAUAAAAGACCCCAAAGAGAGGGAGUACCUGUUCAAUGCUAUUGAGACUCUGCCUUGUGUGAAGAAGAAGGCCGACUGGGCAAUCAACUGGAUCGGCAACAAAAAAGCUAAUUAUGGAGAGCGUGUGGUGGCCUUUGCUGCAGUUGAAGGCAUCUUCUUCUCUGGUUCCUUUGCUGCCAUCUUCUGGCUGAAGAAGAGGGGCCUCAUGCCCGGUCUGACCUUCUCGAAUGAGCUCAUCAGCAGAGAUGAGGGCCUUCACUGUGACUUUGCCUGCCUCAUGUUCAAACACCUGGUGAACAAGCCUUCUGAGGAGAAUGUGAAAAACAUCAUUAAGAACGCUGUGGCGAUCGAACAGGAGUUUCUGACCCAGGCCCUGCCUGUGAAGCUGAUCGGGAUGAACUGCGACCUCAUGAAGCAGUACAUCGAGUUUGUAGCUGACAGACUGAUGCUGGAACUCGGUUUUGACAAGAUCUACAAAGUGGAGAACCCCUUUGAUUUCAUGGAGAACAUCUCUCUCGAGGGGAAGACCAACUUCUUUGAGAAGCGCGUUGGAGAGUACCAGAGGAUGGGGGUGAUGUCUGGUGCUACAGACAACACCUUCAGGCUAGAUGCUGACUUUUGAGGGGCGCCAGGACCUUGGGGCGGGGGUUAAUAAAAUUGAACACUUGAAGGGGAUGGCAGCCCAUUGUAUCCAUUUGGCCCAUCCUCCAGUGCUCCUCAUCAGAUGAAGUCUUACAUCUGGUUACCAUUUGGUGGCAGCCAUUUUGUGCCACUCUGAGACAGGUUUUUAGUUGGUACGAAAUGGUGUAAGCAAAGCCAAGAUGUGGGCUUGUCAACGGGAGGAAUACUUUUUCUAUCAGCUAAAUGCUACAAAUCACUGUUUUUACUUUAUUCUCUCAAAGCAUUUCACAGAAGCAGGACCUUUUAACCAGUGGCUGGCGAUGGAGACUAACUGAAACGGCAACGGCUCAAAUAUUCGGUCUUAACAGUAAUGCUACUAUCUUGUAAAUGACUUCUUUUUUUUUUUAGCAUGUCUGUUACCUGUUUUGAUAUACAUAGUUGUUUUUUUUCUCUAAGACCAUCUUUGUAAUUAAAGUUUUAUUAU
Messenger RNA from Lampris incognitus (smalleye Pacific opah), 1714 nucleotides. Its product is annotated as ribonucleoside-diphosphate reductase subunit M2. Gene Ontology annotation, biological process: deoxyribonucleotide biosynthetic process. Gene Ontology annotation, molecular function: ribonucleoside-diphosphate reductase activity, thioredoxin disulfide as acceptor. Gene Ontology annotation, cellular component: cytosol. NCBI's taxonomy places the organism in Eukaryota, Metazoa, Chordata, Actinopteri, Lampriformes, Lampridae. The record is from RefSeq and is a predicted model, not a curated record. The coding region runs from base 71 to 1231 and encodes 386 amino acids. The transcript is spliced from 10 exons.